Molecule: messenger RNA, 1323 nt
Organism: Populus trichocarpa (black cottonwood)
Lineage: Eukaryota; Viridiplantae; Streptophyta; Magnoliopsida; Malpighiales; Salicaceae
Product: protein GAMETE CELL DEFECTIVE 1, mitochondrial
Exons: 4
Coding region: 203-1087 (294 amino acids)
Source: RefSeq, a predicted model, not a curated record
CGAGUCCAAACAGAGCUUUUGGGCUUUCUCAUAUUGUUCUCUUCUCGUCUGCUGUCUAUCUUUGCUGUUGUCUUUGUACUGUGGUUUCGAAACGUCUCCUUACAAGUUUACCAGAGCUGGACCUGAAUUUCUCUGAGUCACCGAGUCGUCGUCGCCAAGUUGAGAUUUUUUCGUGUACUCAGUCAAGUGAAGAGAACAAAGAAUGCUUUCUGUUCGACAGAUAGCAGCAGCAAGUUGUAGUAGAAUUAAAGAAAGAUGCAGAAUAAAUGGAGUGAGCCAAUUUUUUCAAUCAUUUUCUACCAAAAAAGGGGAGGAUGAAUGGAAUGAUGCGUGGGAAACAGCGUGGCUACCAGAGGAUCUAACGGCUAAGAACAGAGCUCCAUGGGAAAUGGACGUCAAUUUCUCUUCACCCACAGGGAUAGAGGACGCUGAGACCAAGGCUUUUGUUGAGGAAAUGAAUGAUAACUGGGAUGAGCGGCGGAAAACCCAGCCACAACCACAGCCAAAGAAUGAUAAUAAUAAAAAUGGAGGUGAUUCGCUUUAUAAUUUGGACAAUAUGAAAAAAGAUUACAGAUUGAAGAAGCAAAGAAUUCAUGCUGGGUUAUGGACCAAGGAAAUUGAGAAGCAGCAGGAGGAGGCUAUGAAUGCUACAUUGGGAGAUUCUUCUCCUGAUGAUAUCGACAGAUUGCUUGAUAGCUGCUCUGAAAUUUUUGACACAGCCAAUAAUGACCUGGACAACUCAAAAAUCCCAAGCUCUUCCGAGUUUAAAAAUAAACCUGAUGGUUGGGAAACAACAGCGAAGGCACAAGAUGGAAAUAUUUGGGAAAUGUCACAGAGGGAGGAAGAUAUUCUCCUCCAAGAAUUUGAUCGUCGAAUAGCAUACAGCAAAUUCCAGAUAGCUAGUUUUAUCAAGACUCACAUAUUUAGCCGGAGGAGGCCUAUUGAUGGUUGGAAAUACAUGAUAGAAGAACUAGGACCAAAUGCCAAGAAAGGGAAGGGUAGUGUUACAAGAGUGCCGAGCCUAUCUGAUCCAUCAACACAACCAUUCAAAGAGGACAGGAAACUAAUUACCCACAAAGGGAGGUAGUUCAGUUCCUGAUUCCGCCGAACUUGUUUGUUCCCAGCCAUUGAUGUUUCUCAGGGGAAUAAACACAAGUCAAACAGUGUUUCCCUUAUCUUUUUAAAGAGUUUUCUCUCGAACUCCAGAGUUGUGCUUUAUCAGUUUAGGGAGCAUGCCUGCUUCUGAGAUUCACAUGUUCAUCCAUGAAUGAUUUUUUUUUUCCCGAUCUCAUGUUCCAUGGAAUCUACUGCAACUUUUGAGCA